AUGAUUGAUUGUGGUUCACGUACUCCUUUUCUAGCUUUGGUUUACCCAAGCGGCACAUGUGCUGUGGUAGCGGUAACACAACUUUUACAAGCUGGGGAUCAUGCUAUUCUUUUUGACUCAGUUUAUCAUGGUACCAGAACUUACCUAAGCAUUUGCAGUGAUUUGGAAAGAAUCAACGUUUCGUUUGUUGAUUUACGAGAUCACCAUCAACUGGAGAAACACAUUCGAGAUAAUACGAAGAUGGUUUGGAUAGAGACCCCUUCUAAUCCUACGAUGAAAAUGAUAGAUAUAGCAGCAGUUGCAGCGAUCCUGAAAAAAUAUCCUGACAUCUUCUUAGCUGUGGAUAAUACGUUUAUGACACCUUAUUGCCAAAACCCAUUGCUACUUGGAGCAGAUAUUGCAAUGCAUUCUCUUACAAAGUAUAUGAAUGGUCAUACUGAUGUACUUAUGGGAGCUAUCGCAACAAGUAAUGACACGUUGUAUGAAAAACUGCAAGUUGUCCAAGCAA
Messenger RNA from Uloborus diversus, 508 nucleotides. Its product is annotated as cystathionine gamma-lyase-like. Gene Ontology annotation, cellular component: cytoplasm. The annotation marks the transcript as partial. Gene Ontology annotation, molecular function: pyridoxal phosphate binding; cystathionine gamma-lyase activity. NCBI's taxonomy places the organism in Eukaryota, Metazoa, Arthropoda, Arachnida, Araneae, Uloboridae. Gene Ontology annotation, biological process: transsulfuration. The transcript has 5 exons. The record is from RefSeq and is a predicted model, not a curated record.